GAACACACUGAACAUAGAACAGCUCUAAACAAUCAGUAGUUCUCUUGCAGAACGUGUGUCGUGUGGUUAAAAUGCUGUUCUAGUUUGUAUUUUGAUAUAUGAAAACAGUGUAAAUAUGGUAUUUUGAUUACAUCUAAACCAAGGUAGCCUUUCAUAUCUUCAAUUAAUAAACACACGUAAUGUGUUGAUCAAAAUAAAAACUAGAAAAACACAAAAUUUUUACUGCACUGCAUAUGUUUUGCAACAGAAAAGCCGACUGCUUGUUUAAUUCAAGUUUUCAAACGCCCCUUUUGCUAUCUGGCCGCCUUGCAGGUCAAUGUUUGAGAAACAGAGCAUCUUCCAGCUCACACCACACACUGAACCGUUAAAACAAUAUUUCAAAUUACCAAUCUUUGUACUGUAAUUACAUUCAUUUUUGUUUACAAAAUCCAAAAAUCAUUAUCCCUCCUCUUUGAAACAUAUCUGCAUCUCGGAAGCACAUUGUUCUCGAAGUGUCACAUCUCUCAUUCAUUAUUGAAGAUGUGUGUUUUCUAAUGCAAUUCCAUAUUUUUCGCAAUUGUGUUGAAUUUUCUGUACAUUCCCCCCCCCCCCCCCAACUUAACAAUGCAAGCUUUAAAGAAGUGAACCCCAUAAACAUCUUUGAUAGCACUUUUAAUACUUAAAUUUUUUCCUCUUUAACUGCAGCUGCUAAGCAGAACCCCCUUGUCUGAUGCCAUGGACAGUGUGAAUAUGGAAUCUGUCCUGAUUAAAGAGGAGCUUCCUGAAUCUGAACUGGUCCUCAAUAGAAUGGAGCUCUCUGGACUGGCUUCCCUCCCCAUUAACCAGGAGCUCUGUGAGAUACCAUGUGACAGUUUCAACCCAGAGGUGCUUGCUGGGAUUAAAGCUGAGUGCAAUGAACUGGUGAUCUCCCAGGCAGAAGAAUUAGUUCCUCUUAACCAGGAGCUCUCUGAGAUGCCAUGUGACAGUAUCGACCCAGAGGUGCUUGCUGGGAUUAAAGAUGAGUGCAGUGAAUUGGAGAUCUCCCAGGCAGAAGAAUUAGUUCCUAUUAAAGCAGAAGCGCCGGAAAUUGAGGAUUUUAAACUGGAGCCCUGGGAAGUGGAGUUUGAACGCUUGGAACCAGGGAGGGAAGAAUGUUCCAGUUCAGCAGCUAAAGUGAGGGUGGGCGGUCACUCCACUGAUUUAAAGAGUUUCAGUGAGUUAGGACACCUUACAACACACAAGCGAAUUCACACACGAGAGAAACCACAUCGCUGCUCUGACUGUGGGAAGAGUUUCAGUAAGUCAGAAGACCUUGAGUCACACCAACAAAUUCACACAGAAGAUAAAACAUAUCACUGCUCUGACUGUGGGAAGAAUUUCAGUCGGUUAGGAUCCUUUGUAAAUCACAAGAGAAUUCACAGUGGAGAGAAAAGAUAUUGCUGCUCUGACUGUGGGAAAAGUUUUUCUAAGUCAUCACAACUUUCAUGUCACAAGCGAAUUCACACAGGAGAGAAAUCAUAUAGCUGCUCUGACUGUGGGAAGAGUUUCCGUCACUCAGGAAACCUUGUAACUCACAAGAGAAUUCACACCGGAGAGAAACCGUAUUGCUGCUCUGACUGUGGGAAGUGUUUCAGGGAGUCAAACCAACUUGUUACGCACCAGCGAAUUCACACCGGAGAGAAACCGUAUUGCUGCUCUGACUGUGGGAAGAGUUUCAGUCACUCAGGAUCUCUUGUUGCACACCAGCGAAUUCACACCGGAGAGAAACCAUAUUACUGCUCUGACUGUGGGAAGAGUUUCAGUCACUCAGGAACCCUUAUUUCACACCAGCGAAUUCACACAGGAGAAAAACCAUAUCACUGCUCUGACUGUGGGAAAAGUUUCCGUGAGCCAGGAAGCCUUAUUGUUCACAAGCGAAUUCACACAGGAGAGAAACCAUAUUCCUGCUCUAACUGUGGGAAGAGUUUCAAUCGCUCAGAAAGCCUUGUUUUACAUCAGCGAGUUCACACAGGAGAGAAACCAUAUAAUUGCUCUGACUGUGGGAAGAGUUUCCGUUUGUCAGAACAACUUGUAAAACACCAGCGAAUUCACACAGGAGAAAAACCAUAUCACUGUUCUGAGUGCGGGAGGAGCUUCAGUCAGUCAGGAACUCUUAUUUCACACCAGCGAAUUCAUACAAGAAAUAAAACAAAAAAACCCUGAAAUUUCAAUGAUAUUAAAAAAAACUUUCACUAGUUUUACUCAGAAGAGCAGCUUCCCAGUGUUUCAGUGCAGCAGCAUGAUGACCACAGUUUGUGUCCGAAACAAGGAGACACUCCCUGAAAACUCUUUAAUUGGAAAAAAAACACUCACAAAAGUACCCAGAUAGCCUACGAUGAUGUGCCGAUUCUGGCUGUAGAGUGCCAUAGUCGGCUCGCUGUCGCAGCGGCAAGUAGCAAUUGGGCCAAUGGUGGCGCGAUGCCAUUGCCAUCGUUAAAAUUAUUAUUUUUUUUUUUUUUAUCAAU
Molecule: messenger RNA, 2483 nt
Organism: Polyodon spathula (Mississippi paddlefish)
Lineage: Eukaryota; Metazoa; Chordata; Actinopteri; Acipenseriformes; Polyodontidae
Product: zinc finger protein 501-like
Exons: 2
Coding region: 715-2181 (488 amino acids)
Biological process (GO): positive regulation of reciprocal meiotic recombination
Cellular component (GO): nucleus
Molecular function (GO): recombination hotspot binding; histone H3K4 methyltransferase activity; histone H3K36 methyltransferase activity
Source: RefSeq, a predicted model, not a curated record